AUGAAAGUUGGCAUUUUCCUGUUGUGCUGGGGGUGGCUUUUGACUACUGAAAGCAGAGUGUCCGUGAAAAGAGAAGUCAAUGAGAUGUCUAAGAAAGGCCGCCCAGUUCUCAAGAGGAACCCUGAUCACCAGUCCCCGCUGACCAAAUCGGAACAGCUCCUAAGGGAUAGAAUUGACCAUGAUUUUAGCAUGGCGGCCUGGCUUCGGAGACCCGCAGUUCCUGUAGGUGUGUGGAUGUGCAGGGUGGAGAGCUUGGACAGCAUUUCAGAGGUGGACAUGGACUUCACCAUGACCCUCUACCUGCGGCACUACUGGAAGGAUGAGCGGCUGGCCUUCCCUAGCUCCAGCAACCUCAGCAUGACCUUCGACGGGCGGCUGGUAAAAAAGAUCUGGGUGCCUGACAUGUUCUUCGUGCACUCCAAGCACUCCUUCAUCCACGACACCACCACGGAUAACGUGAUGCUGCGGGUGCAGCCUGACGGGACGGUGCUCUACAGCCUCAGAGUUACAGUGACUGCCAUGUGCAACAUGGACUUCAGCAGGUUCCCCCUGGACACACAAACCUGUUCACUGGAAAUUGAAAGCUAUGCCUACACUGAAGAUGACCUCAUGCUGUACUGGAAAAAAGGCAAUGACUCUUUAAAGACAGAUGAGCGGAUCUCCCUCUCCCAGUUUCUUAUUCAGAAAUUCCACACCACCACGAAGCUGGCUUUCUACAGCAGCACAGGAUGGUACAACCGUCUGUACAUUAACUUCACAUUGCGGCGCCACAUUUUCUUUUUCUUGCUCCAAACCUACUUCCCCGCCACCCUGAUGGUCAUGUUGUCCUGGGUGUCUUUCUGGAUCGACCGCAGAGCUGUGCCUGCUAGAGUGCCCUUAGGUAUCACCACGGUGCUGACCAUGUCCACCAUAAUCACGGGCGUGAACGCCUCCAUGCCUCGUGUCUCCUACAUCAAGGCGGUGGACAUCUACUUGUGGGUCAGCUUCGUAUUUGUGUUCCUCUCGGUGCUGGAGUAUGCGGCCGUCAACUACCUGACCACAGUGCAGGAGCGCAAAGAGAGGAAGCUUCAAGACAAGUUGCCCUGCUCCUGUGGUCUCCCACAGGGACAGCCUGUCAUGCUGGAUGGUGGCUACAGUGAUGGAGAGGUGAACAACCUGGGCAGGUACACACCAGACCCUGGGGAGAAGUCCAACAGGAUGAUGGUGCAACCAGCUCUGAUCCCAGAGAGGAAAAGUCAAAGAAGCAAUUACGGGAGCAUGAAGAUCGACACCCAUGCAAUUGAUAAGUACUCCCGAAUCAUAUUUCCAGCAUCAUUCAUUUUAUUCAAUUUGAUAUACUGGUCUAUUUUCUCAUAG
Molecule: messenger RNA, 1356 nt
Organism: Suncus etruscus (white-toothed pygmy shrew)
Lineage: Eukaryota; Metazoa; Chordata; Mammalia; Eulipotyphla; Soricidae
Product: gamma-aminobutyric acid receptor subunit rho-1-like
Biological process (GO): regulation of membrane potential; signal transduction; monoatomic ion transmembrane transport
Cellular component (GO): neuron projection; membrane; GABA-A receptor complex
Molecular function (GO): extracellular ligand-gated monoatomic ion channel activity; neurotransmitter receptor activity; GABA-A receptor activity
Source: RefSeq, a predicted model, not a curated record